Physella acuta is the source of this 1934-nucleotide messenger RNA. RefSeq names its product GTP-binding protein SAR1b. Gene Ontology annotation, molecular function: GTP binding; GTPase activity. Gene Ontology annotation, biological process: intracellular protein transport. NCBI's taxonomy places the organism in Eukaryota, Metazoa, Mollusca, Gastropoda, Physidae. The record is from RefSeq and is a predicted model, not a curated record.
CAAUGAAAAUAAUUUUUACCAGUAUAGGAACUACGUCACACAUAGAAUCGCCAUUUUAGUAGAGUUUUACACGUCUAUACUGAAAGAGUGUAAAAUUUACAACAUACCAUUUUGCGUUGUUCCGAUUUGACGACUAGCCAGCUUAUCAGCUAUGUUCCUGUGGGACUAUUUUUCAUCAAUUCUUAAUUUUUUAGGUUUAUGGAAGAAAUCUGGUAAAUUAGUAUUCCUUGGGCUAGACAACGCAGGGAAAACCACCCUUCUACAUAGGCUCAAAGAUGAUCGAAUGGCUCAGCAUGUUCCCACACUUCACCCAACAUCAGAAGAGUUGUCCAUGGGAGGAAUGAAGUUUACAACUUUUGACCUGGGCGGUCAUAGGCAAGCACGAAGAGUAUGGAAAGAUUACUUCCCAGCAGUGGAUGGCAUUGUGUUCCUUAUUGAUUGUCAUGAUCGAGGACGAUUUACAGAAGCCAAAGCAGAAUUAGAUAGUCUACUGACAGAUGAACAAGUAGCCAAUGCCCCAGUUUUAAUAUUGGGCAAUAAAAUUGAUAUACCUGGUGCUGCUAGUGAAGAUGAAAUUAGACAUUGGUUUGGACUACACAAUCUAACUACUGGAAAGGGCACAGUUUCAAGAAGUGAAUUACCUGGCCGUCCAAUGGAACUUUUUAUGUGCAGUGUACUGAAGCGACAAGGAUAUGGAGAAGGUUUCCGUUGGCUAGCCCAAUACAUCAAUUGAUAAGCUGCAGCAGUCAGAGUGUGAGAGUGAAAGAAUGAUGAAGAUAAUGGUGUUUGGUUGCCAGGAAACAUGCUGAGUGUAUUAAGUAGUUCUAAAAAAAACAUGUGACUGUAUAUACACAAAUUAUUUGUAUACAUGUGAUGGUUGGUAUUUUAAAAAGCUUCAUGAAGAGAAAUUGGCCUGGUUCACUUGUAACAGUGGUACGCUUGCUUUUGUUGUACUCAACAAAACAUGUCUUGUUUCUGGUGUGUACCUGAUGCGUCAAGUACACAGAGAAUUGUGUUAUGUUAAUAAUCUUCUUGUUUACUUUGGAAAAUGCUGAGACAAUUUUUUUUUCUCCCCACCUCAGCUACAAAUUUCUAUAUUUAUGUUCAUUCAAUGUGCUAAAGGAACACAGUAUAUUUAUAUUUUUUCAGUGCUUGUCAUCAUAAACUGAUAUUCAUACAAAUUUAGUAGCUCAAGAUACCAUCUAAGUACAGAUAAAACAGAUGUACAUAUAAGUUAUCAAUAUCUUUCUCCUGGUGUUUUUUUUGCAUGAUUGUUUUAACUUUAAGAUGAAAGCAUUUUUUUUUUUUAAAAUUCUGGUGUCAGUAAUGUGAUUGUAUGUUCUUAUGCAAGUCAGUGUAGUCAAGAUACUUUAAAGCCUUAUAGAGACAAGUUAUCCGUCAGCUUUUUUUGUAAGCUUCUGUUAACUUGCCUCGUUAAAGCGAUAAAGAUUGUUACUUGAAAUGUAGCUGCCUCAUGAAAGGCGCUUGGAUGAAGUACAUUUUUAAAAGGAAUUUUGUUUUGUAAAGAUAUGAAAUCAAGCCAAUGGGCAAGAUUUCAUUUUGCUUUAAAAAAUGUGUAAAAAUUGUGAAGUAUAAAACUGAAGACAAUUCUCAAAAUACCAGAAUUUUUAGCCCAGUUUUCAACCAGUAGUAAAUCAUUCAGAACUAACCUAACCCUUUAACAAGUAUUAGUGUUGACUAGCAAGUCUACUAUUACAUUCACUCUAUUGUUCUUUUAAUAAUAAGUAAAUAAAUACUACAGCAUUAGGUAUGUAACACUGAAAUGUCCAUGACGUUUUAUUCUUUAGCAGUUUUAUUCAAAUAAAAUUUAAUUUCUUAAACUGCAUCUUCAGAAAAAUUAUAUUCAUUCUUUUAUAACAAGAUGUUUUCAUUAUAUAUUAUUAAUUACUAUAAACGUAUAACAGUAGCAGCUA